Messenger RNA from Colletotrichum higginsianum IMI 349063, 1137 nucleotides. Its product is annotated as Peptide hydrolase. Bases 1 to 1137 code for a protein of 378 amino acids. The transcript is spliced from 2 exons. The record is from RefSeq and is a predicted model, not a curated record. Lineage: Eukaryota; Fungi; Ascomycota; Sordariomycetes; Glomerellales; Glomerellaceae. Gene Ontology annotation, molecular function: zinc ion binding; glutaminyl-peptide cyclotransferase activity.
AUGGCCGACCUCAUCGGCCUCCCUUUGGUGAGAGGCCAGGUCCGCCGACUCUGGAUCGCUUUCCUCCACCUCCUGCUCGCGGCCUCGGCGUGCGCCUACAUGCCGCUCUCCGACGCCGCGCUGCGCAAUGUCACAGUCUCCGAGGCCGACUUCGACAUCCACGCCGGCCCGCUCCUUUCCCCCCUCCUCAUCCCCCGGGUGCCCGGCACGGACGGCCAGCUCCAGACGCAGCGCCACUUUGUCGACUUUUUCACCAAGUCUCUGCCGAAAUGGACCGUGCAGUGGCAGAACUCAACCGAUAAGACGCCCGCGACGGGCGACGCCAACGUGCCCUUCCAGAACCUCAUCUUGAGGCGCGAGCCGCCCUGGACGAAGCCCGGCCAGGCCAACUAUCUCACCCUCGUCGCCCACUACGACAGCAAGUACGAGCCCGCGGGCUUCAUCGGCGCCACCGACAGUGCCGCGCCGUGCGCGAUGCUCAUGCACGUCGCCAAGGCCCUCGACCCGUACUUGACCCAGAUGUACGAUGAGAUGGUCGCCCUCGGUGAGCUGGGCGGCACCGUUCCCAUGGACAUGGGCCUCCAGAUCCUCUUCCUCGACGGCGAAGAGGCCUUCAAGUCAUGGACCGACACAGACUCGCUGUACGGCGCGAGGUCCCUGUCAAAUGAGUGGGAGCACACCUUCAACCCGGCCAUGUCGCACUACAAGACGCCGCUCGAGCAGAUCAGCGCCUUCGUGCUGCUGGACCUGCUCGGCUCCGCGGAGCCCCGGAUCCCGUCCUACUUCCAGUCCACCCACUGGGCCUACCAGGCCAUGGCCAAGGUCGAGCAGCGCAUGCGCGACCUCGGCGUGCUCGAGACCAAGCCCAAGAACCCGUUCCUCUACGACGCCGAGAAGAGCCCGCAGAUGUUCGGCCACAGCGGCAUCGGCGACGACCACGUGCCCUUCAUGAUGAAGGGCGUCAACAUCUUGCACAUCAUCCCCUCGCCCUUCCCCGCCGUGUGGCACCGCAUGGAGGACGACGGCGAGCACCUCGACAUGCCCACGGUGCGGGACUGGACGAGGAUCGUGACGGCCUUCACCAUGGAGUGGCUCGAUGCGAAUGAGGUGAUGGCGGAAGAGAAGGAAGGAAGUUAG